GGGCGGCUGCGGCUGCGGCGGCGACUGCAGAGGCGCUGCGCCAAGCCGGGCCGGAGUCGUGCGAGCCGGCGGGACUGCGGUGGGCGAGUGGACCCAGCCCCGGGGACACCGCCCAUCCCACCCCUCACCCGGACCCGCAGCCUCAUGGCCAUGUCCUUGCCGGGGAGCAGACGGGCCUCUGCUGGAUCCCGCAGGCGCACCUCUCCACCUGUGAGCGUGCGAGACGCCUACGGCACCUCUUCCCUCAGCAGCAGCAGCAACUCCGGCUCCUGCAAGGGCAGCGACAGCAGCCCGACACCCAGGCGUUCCAUGAAGUACACGCUCUGCAGCGACAACCACGGCAUCAAGCCCCCCACCCCGGAGCAGUACCUGACGCCGCUGCAACAGAAGGAGGUGUGCAUCCGGCACCUGAAAGCCCGGCUCAAGGACACACAGGACCGGCUCCAGGACCGGGACACGGAGAUUGAUGACCUGAAGACACAGCUGUCUCGCAUGCAGGAGGACUGGAUCGAGGAGGAGUGUCACCGCGUGGAGGCCCAGCUGGCCUUGAAGGAAGCCCGCAAGGAGAUCAAACAGCUCAAGCAGGUCAUCGACACAGUCAAGAACAACCUGAUUGACAAGGACAAGGGGCUGCAGAAGUACUUUGUGGACAUCAACAUCCAGAACAAGAAGCUGGAGACGCUGCUGCAUAGUAUGGAGGUGGCCCAGAAUGGCACGGCCAAGGAGGAGGGCACCGGGGAGUCGGCGGGCGGCUCCCCAGCCCGCUCCCUCACCCGCAGCUCCACCUACACCAAGCUGAGCGACCCAGCCGUCUGUGGCGACCCCCAGCCGGGAGACCCCCCCAGCGCCUCGGCUGAGGAUGGAGCCGACAGCGGCUUCGCGGCUGCCGACGACACCCUGAGCCGGACGGACGCCCUGGAGGCCAGCAGCCUACUGUCAUCUGGGGUGGACUGUGGCCCUGAGGAGGCCUCGCUGCACAGCUCCUUCAGCCUGGGUGCCCGCUUUCCUGCCAGCAACACCUAUGAGAAGCUUCUGUGUGGCAUGGAGGCCGGCGUGCAGGCCAGCUGCAUGCAGGAGCGGGCCAUCCAGACAGACAUGGUCCAAUACCAGCCUGACCUGCACACCAUCCUGGAGAAAGUGAGCCAGGCCCAGGGGUGCGGGAGAGUCCCUGAAUGCCGGCAGCCGGAUCCCCACCCCCCGGAGCCUAGAGACCCCAACUCGGCAGUGGUGGUGACAGUGGGUGAUGAGCUGGAAGCCUCAGAGCCCAUCACUCGAGGACCCACUGCCCACCCACAGCCAGGAUCCAGCCCCAACCCCGGGCUGUCUGUGAGCGUGGUGUGCCCCAUGGAAGAAGAAGAUGAGGCCGCUCCCGCCGCAGCCACGGCCGAGAAGGAGCCUAAGAGCUACUGGAGCCGCCACUACAUCGUGGAUCUGUUGGCCGUGGUGGUGCCAGCGGUGCCCACGGUGGCCUGGCUCUGCCGCUCCCAGCGGCGCCAGGGCCAGCCCAUUUACAACAUCAGCUCCCUGCUGCGGGGCUGCUGCACCGUGGCCUUGCACUCCAUCCGCAGGAUCAGCUGCCGCUCUUUGAGCCAGCCGGGCCCCAGCGCAGCGGGCAGCGGCUCCCAGCUCUGAGCAGGCGGGUCUAGGCCAGCACUGACCACUGAUUGUAGUGAUGCUGUUCGUCCUCCCCUUCACACAGCGCCAUGGGCAUCAUCAUAUUUAUUUAGUUUGGGGUUUGAAUUCAUUUUUGCCCCCCUUCUCCCCCGCCCCCGAAGUUAACAGUGUCACGGGCUAGAAGAAGGAGUUGGGAAAGGCACCCCAAAACUCUGGGAGAAAAGAAGGGUGAGGGAGGUCCCAGGCAAGGAGGCACAGCAACUGGACAAACUGCAGACAACACAAGCUGAUCCGGGUCCCCAGCUUGGCCCUCUGUUCACCUGGCCCUUCAGACAGACAGGAUCUUGCUCAGGGAGUCUGGCUGCAUUUAUCUGGGUCCCUCUACUCUCUGUACCAUCUCUGUCCAGUGCCCUCCCCCUGCCAGGCCACUGUCUCAAACCACCCCCUUGCCCUCUGCUGUGCUUCUGGGCCAGAAUUAGCUCCUCAGAUGAAGUCAGCCAUUUCCCCCAGGACUCAGAGAAGGGUCUGGAACCUCUGGGCCUGGGUUAGAACUCUGGCCCCACCACAUGCCUUCUCCCCACUUGCGAUGCAGAAGCACGGCCAUGCCCCCCCCCACACACACACACCAGGCUGCAGGAAAAAACAUGCUGAGCAGGAGGCGCAGAGCAGGGUGGCUUCUGUGUCUGUCUGUCUGUCCGUCCUCCCAGGCUCUCCACAUCGUCCGUUUUCUUCUUAGCUUUGGUGUGCCAGCUCAGUCUCCCCUUAUUGACCACUAAACUCAAGGCAAUCCAGGCUGGGAGCACAUGCAGAGCCCCAGCCACCACGGCUAGCACCACCGACAUGGCGGAGGCUGAUGCAGUGAGGCCAACACAGCAGAGGCUGGCAGGGAGCUCCAGAGGCCUCUGCCUUGGGAAAGGCGGCCUUCGUCUGCAGUCUGGAAGGUGCCGGACUCAGGAAUCCUCAGCUGGUUAAAAAAGCCAGAGGCUGCCACUGUCCCUGGGACUUGCCGGAUACCCUCUGGCCUAGACCCCACUUCCACUUUACCUUGUGUUCACAUCCACCUGCAGGACCUCCCCUGGGGUGCCUGCUUGUUUUCUGGGAUGAGGGUUCCUAAAUCUUCCACCUGUCUGCCCCCCAGAGGAGGCUGGGGAAUCUCCAGGUGUACUGAAGCCAUGAUGUCUGUCCAGGUGAAAGCAGGGUGCCCUGGGCAUGCGUCGCGCGCGUGCGAGAAAGGGCGUGGCCGGUGGGUGGACCCUGUUGCUGCCACUCCCAGCCCUGGCUGGGUCGGUUCACUGUCUCUUCCUCCCCUGGGAUCACAUCCAAGUCCCAGCAAAGCUGCUGAUGUUUAAUGCCUAUGACUAGUUUACCAAGUAAGCCCUCUUCCUUCGCGAGGGCCACCCCCCCCCAAAAAAAAAAAAUCUGGGCAGCACACCUAUUUGCCAGAGGUUAGGCCCAAUUUGGGAUGCUGGAACCUGGCGUCUCACUCACCCCUCUGGCCUCAGGGCCACUUGAGCUGUCUGCCAAGGUUGCUUGCCCUCCCCCUGCUGCCCCGACGGUCAUUGCCUGACUCAGGCUCCAUGCCCUCCUCAAGGGGCACUUGCAUGCACUGGCAGUGGGCCACCAGCCCAGCCCCUGGGAUGUGAGCUUCCCUGCCACGCACUUUGUGCCUCUAAAGCUCCCCCGCCCCCACACCUGGACCGGAGCCUCAGACCAGCCAUCUUGGGGGGGAGCACCACCCAGCCCCAGCUGGACCCAGCCCAGAUGCCUCUGGGACCUGACUGGGGCUGUGCCACGGAGGGACAAAAUGAAUCCAAAGAGGCCAGGAUUAGCCACGGACCCAGCCUCCUGUGCCGUGUACUCCUGGGGCUGCAGAGCAUCUCCUUAGAAACAGUCAAAGCUUUGCUGAGACAAUAAAUGUAUGAACUAUAUUUGACCACGGAGGGGGGG
Dipodomys spectabilis (banner-tailed kangaroo rat) is the source of this 3561-nucleotide messenger RNA. RefSeq names its product syntaphilin (gene Snph). The record is from RefSeq and is a predicted model, not a curated record. The transcript has 5 exons. Gene Ontology annotation, cellular component: cytoplasmic microtubule; mitochondrion. The coding region runs from base 145 to 1632 and encodes 495 amino acids. Lineage: Eukaryota; Metazoa; Chordata; Mammalia; Rodentia; Heteromyidae. Gene Ontology annotation, biological process: neuron differentiation.